CAGCUCCUUCACUUCUCCUCUACAUUUCUCUCAUCGCUUCAUCACCAUUUCUCCGUCAUUUCUUCGUCAUUUCUCCACCACUUCUUCAACUAUGUAAACUUCAUCUACUUUACGAGAUUCGGAGUCGAGAUAGCCAAUUUAAGUGUUUACCGAUAGCCAUUGAUGUGGGAACAAAUAAUGAGCAACUAUUGAAAGACAAGUUCUACAUUGGACUCAGACAAAAAAGAGCUACUGGCGAGGAAUACUACAACUUUCUUGAAGAAUUCAUGAAGGUUGUGAAGCAAAUCUACGGCGAAAAAGUUCUUGUACAGUAUGAAGAUUUUGCGAAUCACAACGCUUUUGAGUUGUUGGUGAAAUAUGGUACCACACAUUUGGUAUUCAAUGAUGAUAUACAGGUAUGCUGCUUUUCUUUUGGCCUGAUCCCAUUAAUGCUGCAGGGGACAGCUGUUGUGGUACUUGCGGGGCUUGUUGCAUCGCUUAAGCUGCUUGGAGGGUCCUUAGUUGAGCAUACGUUCUUGUUCUUUGGUGCUGGAGAACAGAUAUGGAUGAUCUUUUUGCCUCUACUCGUGUCGAUAGCAGAUAUGGAUGGAUUGUUUUCAUUAAAACAUAUUGAAACAAUCUUAAAGUCAUUACAUUGUGCUUCAUGUCGAUCUCUCCGUGAUCACAGACUGGAACUGGUAUAGCUGAAAUCAUAGCACUUGCAAUUUCAAAAAAGACAAACGCCCCUGUGGAGGAAGCACGUAAAUAACUACUGAUCUCACACUUUGCUUGAAUAUGUGAUGCCUAACCAUGGGGAGCCAGCUACAGUGUCAUUACCCAGAUUGGUUAUCUCCCAGUCCAUUAAGAACAUAGUUGUUCAGAUACUGUGGUACAACCUCAUUUUUAUGAGGUAACUACUUUGCCUGUCAAUCUGGGAAAGGGUCUUGCUUGCUUAAAACUACAACUUUGCUUUUGUGAGCAAAGUAACCUUUGACAAGGUUCUUAUGUAUCAAAAUGGACAUGAUACACUCCACCUCAUCAACACCCAUAUCAAUUUCAAGCCACUUUAGAGCUCUAACAAUUAAGUUUAACUUGAUUUGGUGAGCUUUAUUCUGAUCUUUCUGCUUCUGGAUAAUAGAGAUCUUUUUUAGUAACCUCUGGUAAAUUUGGAGCUCUAGCUUCUCCAGGACAAGAUAAAGGCCAGACCUUAAAAACUGGACUUCAUGUUCCUGCAGAGCAUGUCGAAGAAGUCGUAGAUAAUGGGAAACUUGACCUGUAUGUAGCACAUAAUGGGUAGAUUUGACUCUCUUAUCUAAAAGAAGCAGCUGGUAAUGAAUGGGCUUGACGCAGGUGCUAUUUUAGGAAACUCACAAUGUCCUUUUCAGUCAAGUACAAGUGCAUCUGGUUGAGCUUAAUCUAAAAGUACUAUAUGUCCCUGUAACUUUCUUUUUGCACUAGAAGGAAAUCUCCAGACAAGCAGCAUUUUAGCAAUAGAAACAAAAAAAAAAGUUGGCUAAGUAGGAGUUGAAUCCUCAUAUGUAGAUGUUUUUUUGAUGUUCAAUUGAAAUAUGAGGUGGGUUCUCAUAAAAUGUCUCCUUCAAAACCUCUAUGGAUUGGAACAAAAUGAAGAUGUGCUAUGAAUGUUCGAUCCCUAUUCACAAGAAUGGUAUCUUAUUUUUCAUCGAGUUUAUUAAUUCCUUUGAAACCCCUAUAACAUGUUAAUACAUGUUUUUUUCUUGAAUCUAUAAGCCUUCAGUAACAACAAAUGAAAUUGACAAAGUUGUGCAUCAAAUGAUAAUCAAUGCUGGCGCUUAUCCAUCUCCCUUAGGCUAUGGGGGGUUUCCGAAGAGUGUGUGCAUAUCCGUCAAUGAGUGAAUGUGUCAUGGAAUACCUGACUCACGGCAGCUGCAGGAUGGAGACAUAAUAAACAUUGACGUGACCGUUUACCUGAAUGUAAGUUGUCGAUGCCCCUUCAUUAUUGUAAUAGACUACAUGUGCUAUCUUUUUUACUGCUAGCCGGUCUUUACCCUAUGUAUUUAGAAGGACAUUUGUCUUCUCUUGAAAGUUCUGCCGUUGAAUUAUGGCUGAACCUUGUAAAUUGUAAGGAUCAUUUGUUCCU
Solanum stenotomum is the source of this 2098-nucleotide messenger RNA. Its product is annotated as NADP-dependent malic enzyme-like. Gene Ontology annotation, cellular component: chloroplast. The record is from RefSeq and is a predicted model, not a curated record. The transcript has 8 exons. Gene Ontology annotation, biological process: malate metabolic process; pyruvate metabolic process. The coding region runs from base 267 to 683 and encodes 138 amino acids. Gene Ontology annotation, molecular function: malate dehydrogenase (decarboxylating) (NAD+) activity; NAD binding; malate dehydrogenase (decarboxylating) (NADP+) activity. Lineage: Eukaryota; Viridiplantae; Streptophyta; Magnoliopsida; Solanales; Solanaceae.